Molecule: messenger RNA, 873 nt
Organism: Fraxinus pennsylvanica
Lineage: Eukaryota; Viridiplantae; Streptophyta; Magnoliopsida; Lamiales; Oleaceae
Source: the annotation of a GenBank genome assembly
AUGGCACUGGCUACAACGACGCAGUCGCUUAGGUUUAUUCCUCCGGCGGCUGCCACCGGCGCCGGAAACCUCGAUGCAUUGAAUCGCGUUCUUGCAGACCUCUGCACCCGCAAUCCUAAGGAUGGGGCUGCAUUAGCAUUGAGGAGACAUGUAGAGGAACAUGCUCGCGAUCUAAGUGGUGAAGCAUUUUCCCAUUUUAUGGAUCAGCUGUACGAUCUCAUUACUACUCUUUUAGAAAGCAAUGAAGUCACUGAAAAUAUGGGUGCUCUGAGGGCCAUUGAUGAGCUAAUAGAUGUUACAGCCGGAGAAAAUGCUGUAAAGGUUGCUAAAAUUGCAAAUUACAUGCGAACUUCUUUUGAGGCAAAGCGUGAACCUGAAAUUUUGGUUCUUGCAAGUAAAGUGUUGGGUCACUUGGCUAGAGCUGGUGGGGCAAUGACUGCCGAUGAAGUGGAAUGCCUGGUGAAACUUGCACUGGAAUGGCUUCAGGGUGAUAGAAUUGAAUAUCGUCGUUUUGCUGCUGUUUUGAUAUUAAAAGAAAUGGCUGAGAAUGCUUCAACAGUUUUCAAUGUCCACGUACCUGAGUUUGUAGAUGCUAUCUGGGUUGCAUUGAGGGAUCCAAAGCUGGAUGUUCGGGAGCGAGCUGUGGAGGCUUUGCGAGCUUGCCUGCGGGUUAUUGAGAAGCGUGAGACUCGUUGGCGUGUCCAGUGGUAUUAUCGCAUGUUUGAGGCAACACAAGAUGGAUUGGGCAAAAAUGCCCAUGUUCAUAGCAUACAUGGUUCUCUACUGGCGGUUGGAGAACUACUGAGAUUGCCAGAUUCCCUCAACCUCUUUCGACCUUUCACAUUCUUUGAAGUCGAGGACUCUAGGACUUGA